Molecule: messenger RNA, 2783 nt
Organism: Rubroshorea leprosula
Lineage: Eukaryota; Viridiplantae; Streptophyta; Magnoliopsida; Malvales; Dipterocarpaceae
Source: the annotation of a GenBank genome assembly
CUUGCGGAUGUCCCUGGAGAGAUCACCAACAAUUAACGGAUAUGAGCAGGUUAAAGGCGGUCGCUUUCAUUUUCAGGGCCGCGGCUCUACGCGGUGGUUUUAGGCCUCACGCAUUCGGCAUUCUGCCGACAACGUUCUGCCGUUUUGCAUCCACUUCAACCGUCAAACCUCCUCUUUCUUCUGGCGCCUCAGACAUCUUUAGACUGAACAAGCAGCUAUCCAAUUUGAUAAGAAUUGGGAGACUCAGUGAUGCAAGAUUCAUGUUUGAUAAAAUGACGCACAAAAAUACGGUGACGUGGAAUUCAAUGAUAAGUGCGUUUGUGAAACGGAGAGAAUUGGCCAAAGCACGAGAAUUGUUCGACAGAAUGCCUGAGAGUGAUAUUGUGUCGUGGAACUUAAUGAUUUCGGGGUAUACUUCUUGUCUGGGUACUAGGUUUCUUGAGGAGGGUAGGAGGUUGUUCGAUCAAAUGCCUGAAAGAGAUUUUGUCUCAUGGAACACGAUGAUUAGUGGGUAUGCAAAGAAUGGGAAGAUGGAUGAGGCUACAAGGCUUUUCAAUAGUAUGCCCAAGAGGAAUGUAGUGUCCUGGAAUGCUAUGAUCACUGGGUUUUUGCAUAAUGGUGAUGUGGAUAGUGCUAUUGAAUUCUUUGAGAGGAUGCCAGAACGUGACUCUUCUUCAUUAAGUGCACUAGUGUCGGGUCUUAUUCAGAAUGGUAAAUUGGAUGAGGCUGCUAGGAUUUUGGUCAAAUGUGUCAACCAGGAUGAUUGUAGACAAGAUUUGGUGCAUGCCUAUAAUACUUUGAUAGCUGGGUAUGGUCAGAGGGGGAGAGUGGAUGAUGCUAGAAGACUUUUUGAUCAAAUCCCAUUGAAAUCUGAUUUAGGGGCACGAAAAAAUGGGAGAUUUGAAAGAAAUGUUGUAUCAUGGAAUUCAAUGAUAAUGUGCUAUGUGAAGGUAGGAGAUAUUGUUUCUGCUAGGCAACUCUUUGAUCAAAUGGUCGAAAGGGAUACUUUUUCUUGGAAUACCAUGAUCAGUGGCUAUGUUAAAAUGUCUGAUAUGGAGGAGGCCUCAAAUCUUUUCUGUGCAAUGCCAAAUCCUGAUACACUAUCAUGGAACUCAAUGAUCUCUGGGUAUUCCCAGAUAGGUAACUUAGAACUUGCUCUUGAUUUCUUUCAGAAGAUGCCACAGAAAAACUUAGUUUCAUGGAACUCCUUAAUAGCAGGAUAUGAGAAGAAUGAGGACUACAAAGGAGCAAUUAAGAUUUUUAUUCAAAUGCAAGAUGAAGGAGAAAAACAUGAUCGACACACUUUAUCUUCAAUUCUCAGUGUUAGUACUGGACUUGUUGAUCUGCAUCUGGGUAUGCAGAUUCAUCAGUUGGUCUCAAAGACAGUUAUUCCAGACGUACCAAUAAACAACUCUCUGGUUACAAUGUAUUCAAGAUGUGGGGUGAUAACUGACGCGCGGACCAUUUUUGAGGAAAUGAAACUGUCAAAAGAUGUAAUCUCUUGGAAUGCGAUUAUUGGAGGCUAUGCAUCACAUGGUUUUGCCACAGAGGCUUUAGAACUUUUUAAAUUGAUGAAGAGGAAAAAGGUUCGGCCUACCUAUAUAACAUUUAUUUCAGUUCUGAAUGCAUGCGCUAAUGCUGGAUUAGUUGAUGAAGGACGAGGACAUUUUAGGUCCAUGUUUAGUGAGUAUGGUAUUGAGCCAAGGGUUGAACACUAUGCUUCCCUUAUUGACAUUGUGGGUCGACAUGGGCAGCUUGAGGAAGCAUUAGAUUUAAUCAAUAGCAUGCCAUUUGAGCCUGAUAAGGCAGUGUGGGGGGCUCUCAUGGGUGCUUGUAGAGUCCACAAUAAUGUGGACUUGGCUCGUGUUGCAGCUGAAGCAUUGAUGAAAUUGGAGCCAGAAAGCUCGACCCCAUAUGUAUUGCUGUAUAAUAUGUAUGCUGAUGCUAAACAGUGGGAUGAUGCCACAGAAGUUAGGGCGAUGAUGGAAAGAAACAAAAUCAAGAAGAAACCGGCACAUAGUUGGGUAUAGAUUCUUCUCAUUGCUGAUUGGAUGGCUGACUGUUUUGAAGUAAACUAGAAAUCAUUCAUGAGGACUAGUUGAACAUAAGAAUGCUUUGCUUGAUGUGUUAUUUACCUCACUUCCCAAGGGAGGGGAGGGGAGGAAGGAGAAGAAAUCAGAGAAAAUGGGGCUUUCUUUAACUUCCAUACAAACAUUCAGGAGCCUCACGAUUUGGACCAGGAGCCAUGGUUUGGUUAGCAAUCAUUUCACUCACUAAAACAGAAGAAAAAUCAGAUUAGUAUAUGAUUAAUUCCAAAAGCUGCUGAUGUUCACCGUGCAAGCGACUGGUUCCUGCAGGAAAGUAAAAAGAUCAGCAUUAGAAUGCAUUCCAUGAAUUUCUGAAGAACUUACUUUUUGAAAAUCGCUCCUCCAUGCUGCUACUGUGGGUUUAUUGGCGCCAAGGAAAAAGUGGGCUCUAAACAUUUAAGGCUUAGUUGCUGGCUGGCGAGGGGGCAGUAUGGAUGUCCCCUGCAUAUUUUCGAUUCCUAACCACCCUGGAAAUCAAGAAAAUGGGCAGCUAUGUUGGAUUACAAUAUACAUAUAUUUUUUGGGUCGGCAGUACCAUACAUUAUUAUGAUCAUGGAUAAGACAACUUUAUUGUUUUUCAAUAAUAAGCUUUCGUUUUGAGCUUUCCACAAUUGGGUCCCUGUGCUCAUUGAACGUAUCCAAUUUUAAGUUUCACCAUCAUUUGUAAAAACCAGUAUGCCUAUGCUGUACUAGUUC